Molecule: messenger RNA, 626 nt
Organism: Trypanosoma conorhini
Lineage: Eukaryota; Euglenozoa; Kinetoplastea; Trypanosomatida; Trypanosomatidae
Exons: 1
Source: RefSeq, a predicted model, not a curated record
AUCUUCUAUUGAAUUCUACGGAUAUAUUGAGUUUGGGGAAACCGCUUAAAAUUGAAGAGGAAAUUCAAAGUUUGGGUGCCUCGCCUAUCCUUUUUCUGAAGUCUUUGUGGGGUCACACCUUGGAUAGUGUUGGUCGUAUUACUCCGGACCAGUUGUUGGAGUUGGCACGGUAUAUGCAUCCACCUCAAAUUAUUCCCGUAGUGGUACAAUCCACAAUUAUCGUUGCUUUGGGGAAAAAGCCAAGCAGCGUUGAACAGUGGUCGGACGCCAGGGAGAAAGUGAAUAAUAAUCUUUUAAAAAAAAUGCGUUCUUUUGAUCCCACUGAUAAAAAGAAAAGAAAAAAGGCCUUUUUCAUCAGAGCAGAAAAACUGCUAAAGGGUUAUGGAGCACGGGAUGUUCUCGAGAAGGGUUCCUAUCCAACAAGCUGUUUCUUUUCCUGGACGUUUGCAGCAAUUCUCUUGCGGAAAAACGCGGAUGUACUGCGUAGAAAAUAUGGGAAGGACGCAACUGUUACUUCAGUUGAGGAAGAUGGCAUGUUGUCAGCAGAGGAUGACAAUACCAUCGAGGGUGAGGCUGACGAUUAUGUGGAUAAUGACGAAAAUGAAAGUGAACCAGAGGAAGCCUAA